Messenger RNA from Erythranthe guttata (spotted monkey flower), 5294 nucleotides. RefSeq names its product putative helicase MAGATAMA 3. The record is from RefSeq and is a predicted model, not a curated record. NCBI's taxonomy places the organism in Eukaryota, Viridiplantae, Streptophyta, Magnoliopsida, Lamiales, Phrymaceae. Gene Ontology annotation, molecular function: helicase activity.
UCUCUCUCCUCUUUUCUCCCAGCUGAUAAAAUUAAGCUUUGAGAAGGAAGACAAAAAUAUUGAAUUGAUUGUGUUGGCUAUUUUGUCGAUCUGAACAUUGAAUUUUCUUCGUGGAUUUUGGCAAUGAAUCAGUGACUACGAAAUUAUUACCCUGUUGUUGAAGGUUCUUUUAAUUUAAUUUGGCCAAUCCCAAGGGCUGGCAUUUUUGCUGAUUGACACGUUGGUUGGCAUGUUAUGUUCCUGUUCUAAUAGUAAUUAUCCGAAUAAAAUUACGAGUAGACAUUAUUGGAAAUAUCUGUUUGCUUGUAUGCAACUUCUUGCUAAAUGGGCUCCAAAGGAAGGCUGCUAUUUGAUCUUAAUGUACCCCCUGCUGAGAAUGACGAUGAUAAUGAUGAUAUUGUUUGCUUCCAGCCUCAGAGGGCUAUUCCUUCUUCAACUACUGCAACAACCGACUUGUUUACAGCAUCUUCUGGUCCCCAAGGGAUAGUAAAUAACCAUGCUUUCUCCCAUGAUUCAUCCGUGUCUGGUUUCCAGCCUUUUGUGAGGUCUAAAUUUGUCCAGGGAUCUGAUAUUUCUGCUGAAAAAAGGAGUUCUAGGGACACUCUCUCCGAUUUUGCCUCAUCUUCUAAACUGAGCAAUGGCCAGGAUAUAAAGGCUGCACCAAACCUGCAAUCAGGUUCUGUGAAAUCUGAAGUUAUAGAGAAGGAAGAAGGUGAAUGGUCUGAUGGAGAGGGAUCUGGUGAUGCUUGCAGAACAAGUAUUAUUCACGAAAACUCAAGUGUGACAAGUGAUAAACAGGUUUCGGGGAAAGGCAAGGUUGAUACGAUGGGAAGUAGUGUUAUGGUUGGAGAUGUGGAGACAAUAUCUUCUAACUCUCGUGAUGUUAAGAAUGAAAAUGAGACCCCUAUAUUAGGUUUGGAUCCAGAAGCAAAUGAUAAGAAAGAUGUGAGAACUAUUGAUGGUCCAGAAGAUUCUGCUCCACCCCCAAAACAAAGAGAAAUUAAAGGAGUUGAAGCAAAUCAUGCAUUAAAGUAUGGAAAUAAUCUUGGAAAGCGGUCGAGAUUUGACCAGCAGAAGGAAGCAAUGCUAGGAAAAAAGCGUAGCAGGCAGACCAUGUUUCUCAAUUUAGAAGAUGUUAAGCAAGUUGGUGUGUUAAAGUCUUCAACCCCUAGAAGGCAGAUUCCUGCACCGACUAUAACCCGGAAUAUGAUAGAAGCUCGUACCACUCUGCCAUCUGCUGAGCACGAAGAUAAGCAAAACCAGCCCGCGGUCAGGGAUACACAUCCAGCUGAUUUACCUAGCAACGGAAAAAAUAGUUUAGUGGAGUCAAAUGAAAAUAAACCUGAAAGUAUUGGUGACAGUAGUUCUGGGAUUAUUGGACCUCCUAGAAGUUUGAAUAGCUCGACAGAACUCUCUUCAGAAGUACAAACAGCACCUGUUCCUAGACAGAAUUCAUGGAAGCUUCCCCCUGAUACAAGGCAUCUUAAGAAUUCGCAGAACUCUGGUAGGAAAUCAGCUGUUAGCAGUCAGAACUCGGCUGAUCUUAAAUUUGGCGCAAAAAAAGUACCUUCCAAGAAGCAAUCUUUUACAAGCAAUCAAUAUCAAGAUUCAUCAGUGGAACGUCUUCUGCGUGAGGUGACAAACGAGAAGUUUUGGCAUCAUCCAGAGGAAGAGGAGCUCCAGCGCGUUCCUGGUCAAUUUGAUUCAGUAGAAGAGUAUAUCAGCGUAUUUGAGCCUUUGCUUUUUGAAGAAUGCCGAGCACAGCUAUAUAGUUCGUGGGAGGAAUCAUCAGAAACAGUUUCCGGUCAUGUUAGGGUAUCCAUAAAAAGCAUUGAAAAGCGUGAAAGGGGAUGGUUUGAUGUGAUACUAAUUCCGCCACAUGAAUACAAAUGGACCUUUAAGGAAGGAGAGGUUGCAGUUCUUUCAUCCCCUAGGCCCGGUGCAGUCAAUAUUAGGAGGAACAAUGCCGGGGCUAGGGAUGAUGAGGAGAAGGCAGAAGUUAAUGGUCGUGUUGCUGGAACAGUGAGGAGACAUAUACCUAUUGAUACCCGAGAAAAACAUAUUGGGGCAAUUCUUCACUUCUAUGUUGGGGAUUUAUAUGAUUCGAGCAGCAAGAUUAACGAGGAUCACAUUCUGCGGAAGCUCCAUCCAGGGGACGUUUGGUACCUUACUCAGCUUGGUUCUCUGGCAACCACACAGCGUGAAUAUGUUGCUCUGCAUGCAUUCCGUCGUCUUAAUUUGCAGAUGCAAAAUGCGAUUCUUCAGCCUAGUCCUGACCAGUUCCCAAAAUAUGAAGAACAGCCACCUGCAAUGCCUGAUUGCUUCACUCCAAAUUUUGUUGAAUAUCUGCACAAGACUUUUAACGGACCCCAGCUAGCAGCGAUUCAAUGGGCCGCAACUCAUACUGCUGCUGGUACAUCGAAUGGCGUGGCAAAAAAGCAAGAUCCAUGGCCUUUUACUUUAGUUCAGGGCCCCCCUGGCACUGGUAAAACACAUACAGUAUCGGGAAUGCUUAAUGUGAUCCAUCUUGUCCAGUAUCAGCACUAUUACACUGCAUUGCUAAAGAAAGUUGCACCCGAAAGCUAUAAGCAGGUUAAUGAGAGCAGCUCAGAUAAUGUGGCUGUUGGAUCUAUUGAUGAAGUUCUCCAGAGCAUGGAUCACAAUCUCUUUCGAACUCUUCCAAAACUUUGCCCAAAACCUAGGAUGCUUGUCUGUGCUCCCUCAAAUGCCGCAACUGAUGAACUGCUUUCACGUGUCUUAGAUCGUGGAUUUGUUGAUGGUGAAAUGAAAGUUUAUCGACCUGAUGUCGCUCGGGUUGGAGUGGAUUCGCAGACUCGAGCUGCACAGGCAGUUUCUGUGGAAAGAAGAACUGAACUACUUCUGAUGAAGAGCCGUGAUGAAGUUCAUGGAUGGAUGCACAAUUUAAGGAUCCGAGAAAAUCAGUUAUCUCAUGAAAUUGCUCAUUACCAGAGAGAGCUCACAGUCACUGCUGCCAGUGUUCGUGCACAAGGAUCUGUUGGUGUUGAUCCAGAUGUUCUUAUGGCCAGAGACCAAACACGGGACGGUUUACUUCAAAAACUUGCAGCUGCAGUUGAGAACAAAGACAAAACAUUAGUGGAGAUGUCUCGACUUUUCAUUUUGGAAGGCAGAUUUCGUGGUGGUGGCAAUUUUAAUUUGGAGGAAGCCCGUGCAGAUCUUGAGGCUAGUUUUGCCAAUGAAGCUGAAAUUGUUUUCACUACAGUCUCAAGCAGUGGGCGGAAAUUGUUUUCUCGUCUAACGCACGGCUUUGACAUGGUUGUGAUUGAUGAAGCGGCACAGGCUAGUGAAGUAGCAGUGCUGCCUCCACUUUCUCUCGGUGCUGCUCGCUGUGUUCUUGUGGGAGAUCCUCAGCAACUUCCUGCUACUGUCAUCAGUAAGGCAGCUGGAACAUUGUUGUACAGUCGAAGCCUUUUCGAGAGGUUCCAACAAGCUGGCUGCCCAACUAUGCUUUUAUCCGUGCAGUAUAGAAUGCAUCCCCAUAUUAGGGAUUUUCCUUCGAGGUACUUUUACCAAGGACGCCUUACUGAUAGUGAGAGUGUUUCUAAUCUUCCAGAUGAGAUUUAUUAUAAAGAUCCUUUACUGAGGCCGUACGUCUUUUUCGAUGUUACUUACGGUCGAGAAUCUCAUCGUGGAGGGUCUGUUUCUUAUCAGAAUACACAGGAAGCGCAGUUUUGUGUUCGUGUGUAUGAACAUCUUCAGAAAACAUUGAAAUCAUUAGGGGUUGGGAAAGUGUCUGUUGGCAUCAUCACUCCGUAUAAGCUGCAAUUGAAAUGUCUCCAACGGGAGUUCAAGGAUAUAUUGAAUUCAGAUGAAGGAAAAGACAUUUAUAUUAAUACAGUGGAUGCUUUCCAAGGCCAAGAACGUGAUGUCAUUAUUAUGUCAUGUGUUCGUGCAUCCAGUCAUGGGGUUGGGUUUGUUUCAGACAUCCGCCGAAUGAAUGUUGCUCUUACUCGAGCAAAAAGAGCACUCUGGGUUAUGGGAAAUGCGAAUGCUCUGAUGCAAUCUGAGGAUUGGGCUGCGUUGAUUAAUGAUGCCAAAGCCCGGAACUGUUACUCAGACAUGGAUUCUCUGCCUAAAGACUUUAUACCUGAAUCAUCGACAUAUGGCACAUUUUCUUCGAAGAAUUCUAGUGCGAGGGGCUUGAGAUCUGGACCAAGAUAUAAUAGGUCACAUGAUUCACACUUUGAGUCCAGGUCUAGGUCUGGAACACCGUCAGAAGACGAUGAGAAGUCAAAUUUGUCUACACUUCCUAGGAAUGGAAAUCAUCGGGUUUUAAGACAAGGAGCAGAAAGUUCAUUGAAUGGUUUUGAUCAACCUAGUGAUAAAUCUCGAGAUACCUGGCAAAACGGCAUUCCGAAGAAGCAAAAUGUUGCUGGUGGUUUUGUAAAGCGAGACCUGUAGCAUCAGGUUUACUGUGAUGGAAUAUGGUUGUGGUCUUAAAAGCGAUUCGAGCACGAUCCCAUGCUUCACCUCGUGAUUUGGUCGGUGGAUAUUACCAGGGGCGUUCUAGUCAGCCCGGGAGCUGAAAGUACGAUCACGUGUACCAACUGUGUUGCACUUUGAAGAAGAUGGGUUUAUGAAGUUUCGAUUUGAUGAGAAGAUCAAGAUUUGUCACGUUUUGAUCCAUGCCUUGGUGGGGUUUUCGUAAAUCCAGUGAAUUGUUCGGUUAGAUUCUACGAUCAUGGGAUUUCUGAUGCAGUGAUGGGGCAUGACUUGUUGGAUAUGAUGAAAGUCGGAGUUUGCUUGUGUUAGAAAGUCAUUUGAGCCGGUGGAACGAUAUAUAUACUCUUAGCGCGCAAGUUACAAAUAUCUUGGCCGAAAAAUGUUGGGAAUCAGUUUCUCGGAUUGUGGUGGGUGGCUGAUAGUUUUACUCUUAACUGGAAAUUCGUAAUCUGGUUGAAGAAUGUGAACCAGAUGAGUUGAUGAACAGUGGGCGAGGCGUAGAAUGUAGGAACACAUAGGAAUUCGUUUUUUUUUUUACAGAUAAAUAUAAUUUCUUUAUAUGCCUUGAUUAGUGCUCCGAAGUUGUACAUUUUUAGAAGAUAAAUUUCGACGCAAACUUCUUACGGUAUUCAAUCACUUUUCACCAUGUUAUUUAUUGCCUUGUGCUACUACUUAUACGGCGGCUGUAGGGGAAUAUGUUUAUGUGGUUGUUUUUUAAAUACAGGUUGACUGGUUGUAACACAUCCAUUGGAUUCAUCGACAGUCAUUCUUCGGAGAGGUUUGCGACCUGUAAAAAGAAUGUUACGUCGAAA